CGCACGAGUUACCAACUUGUGCGCACAAGAUAGUAACUUGCGCGCACAAGUUAGUAACUCGUAGUUAGUAUAUUGUAAUCAAUAGUUACACGUGUUUAUAGCAUGGGCACACUAUGCUUUAUGGAAGGCGAUCCUGCCGGACAAACAUUCUAUAAAUUAAGGUGUCAGAUCAAAUAAUCAUGACCACAAAUGAUUUAGCUAUCAUUAUUUCAACCUACUUUAGCCUAGGUUUGCAAUAUGAAGAAAUUAUUGGUUUGUUGGCUCAAAGACAUAAUGUUAUUUUAUCUAUGAGAACUUUGAAAAGACGCUUAGCUUCGUAUGGAUUGUACAGACGAAAGAAUUUUUCGGAUAUUUUCCAAGUUGCUAUGUUUAUCUUCGAACAACUAAAGUCAUCUGGUUGUCUCCAUGGAUACCGUUGGAUGCAUUCGAGAUGCUUACAGAAUGGUUUUAUUGUCCAAAAGGAGAUGGUAAGAAUCCUAUUAGGCAUAUUGGAUCCUUCUGGCGUUGCUGCGAGAGUUAAGCGCAAACUAAAAAGAAGGCACUAUAGAUCCAAGGGUCCCAACUACAUAUGGCACCUUGACUCAUAUGAUAAGUUAAAACCGUAUGGAAUUUGUGUCAACGGAUGUAUAGAUGGGUUUUCAAGGUUUAUAAUUUGGUUACGUGUUGGUAGAAGCAAUAAUAACCCACGAAUUGUAGCGGGAUUUUAUGUAGAAGCUUUGACUUCUUUAGAAAGGGUACCACAUUCAAUACGAUCAGACAUGGGAACCGAAAACAGUUAUAUUGCUGAAAUGCAGUCAUUCUUAAGGAGGAAUGGUCCCGGAAGCAGAACAGCUUUUCUCUAUGGAACAAGUCAACACAAUCAACGUAUAGAGAGCUGGUGGGGAAUACUUAGAAAAGAAUGUGUACAAUUUUGGAUGGAAUUCUUUGAACAGAUGAAGCAAGACGGCUACUUCACAGGCGACUUCAUCGAUAAAAGUCUGAUACAAUACUUUUUCAUGGAUAUUAUCAGAGUAAGAUAGAAUAUGAUAUAUAAAUAUCAUCUUAAAUCAAAACGAAACAACGAAGAACUAUUCCAAACGCUUAAUUUGAUAAACGUUUAACAUGUUAUAUGUUUCAGUAUAAAAACGUACUUGAAAGAGACAUUUUAUAUAAAAAAAAGUCGUAAAGACAUAAAGACUUAAACUGGCAAUGUUUUCUUCCAAAAAUUUGCAACCACUGGCCCUUGUAAUUAUCUUUUGACCCUUUUAUCUCUGAAACAAACAAAAAAAAGCUAUGUUAGAACGGUUAAAUGAAAUUUAAACAGGAAUUUCAUAAGGAUUCUUAUCGCAAAAAAUAAUCCCAUCUAAAUCUGACUUUAACUAUAAGUUCUCAAAUUAUAAACAGCAUUGUUCUAAUUUACCCCAAUCCCCUUUUUAUCUCGCAAAAAAAGAUAUAGCGCGAGCUUAAAUCUACUUGCUUAAAAGUUAUUGUGAAAUGAAUAGAAAAAAAGGCAAACGUAAAUUUCAUGAAAAAAAGGUUCCAUGCCAGAAAAAAACACCUAUCUAUAAGACAGUCUUUGGCGUCUGACUGUGGGUAACUUGUGUGCAAACAAGUUAAGGAACUCAAUGAUUGUAAUCUUAGAUGACAUUGGAAUUUUUCAAGAAGCGCAUGACGCGUCAUAACAACAUACACAUCUACUUAUUAGAAAAUAAUCCCACUAAUUUCAUUAAUCCCAAAAUCGUCAUACAAACAAAAUAAAUGCAUUCUGAUAUAAUUUCAGGUAGGUCCGUGAAGAAGAAAUACAGUUACUUCACGGUGCCAUGUAGAAAAAAACGCCUCAAAGUACUACCAAAACGACCACACAUUUUUUGGCGAUCAUAAAAUCCGCAAUUGCUAUUUCUGUAAUUUAUUUCUUUUUCAUCAAGUUACAUCCAGAUGUGUCUCUAUUAACUGCACGUGUCUUCAUUAAACAAAUUAGAUUUUAAUCGAAGAGAAUGCAUUUUAACACCACUUUUAUCAAGUUAUUUCUAUUUCAGAAAGAGCUUGAAAAUGUCGUUGAAACAUGGAAUGCACACCGAAUUCGCAAAUCGAAGCAUUGCGACAUAAACGGGCGUCCAAUGGUCUUAUACCAGGCACCUUUCUUGAAAGGCACCGAGGAUUAUUCACUACCUUUGGACAAUGUCGAACUAAAUGCUUGUGCCGAGGAGUGUGACUUCGACGAUUCAGACUGUGACAAUGACAUUUUGGACCUGGCUGACAUAUUAAUGGAGGAAAACAGCUGGACAAAAACAAGAGAUCCCUAUGACAGAGCCACACUUUAUUUACAAAUGAGGGAUAUAAUAAAACAAAAUUUAUAAUUCAAUAUUGGUUUUAUUAAUAUUAUAUUUAUUUAUAAAUUUACUAAAAUAAAUCUCUCUACAUUAAACAUAUACAACUUGAAAAAUGUUUUAGCAUGAACAGACAAUCGGAUUAUUUGGCAUGCGUCAAUGAGGCAACGUUCCAUGCAAUAGCAUAGAACAUGAAAAAAAAUGGGGUCAUCUGGUGACACGGAUUAAGAUUAUAUACCACAUCACAUGACGUACCCGACACCGAAAAGAAUGUAUUAAAGUUUUACCAAAUUCCAAAAUCAACAGUAUUAUAAUAUGAAAUUGACUACAAGCUUUCGAUUUUUUUUCUCAUUUCCUGAAUUAAGUAUUGUUUAGACAUCUU
This is a messenger RNA of Mytilus trossulus (common blue mussel), 2688 nucleotides long. RefSeq lists its product as uncharacterized. The transcript has 2 exons. Bases 180 to 1019 code for a protein of 279 amino acids. Gene Ontology annotation, molecular function: nucleic acid binding. The record is from RefSeq and is a predicted model, not a curated record. NCBI's taxonomy places the organism in Eukaryota, Metazoa, Mollusca, Bivalvia, Mytilida, Mytilidae. Gene Ontology annotation, biological process: DNA integration.